This is a messenger RNA of Geodia barretti, 609 nucleotides long. NCBI's taxonomy places the organism in Eukaryota, Metazoa, Porifera, Demospongiae, Tetractinellida, Geodiidae. The record is from the annotation of a GenBank genome assembly.
AUGUACGAAAUUCAGGUGCCGGAACCGCAUUAUCCUGGCAUCGAAGCGGAACGGUACAAGCAGGUGAUGGCCCAGGUUGAGCUGGCCGAUGACGUGGGGUUCGACUACUUCUGGACGGUAGAGCAUCAUUUCCUGCGGGAGUUCUCCCACUGUUCCGCUCCGGAAGUGCUGUACGGCGCCAUCUCCCAGCGCACCAAGCGCAUCCGCAUCGGCCAUGCCGUGGCCCUGCUGCCGGGAGCCUACAACCAUCCAGUACGCGUUGCCGAGCGCGCCGCCGUCCUCGACAUCGUCAGCGACGGGCGGAUGGAUCUGGGCACUGGUCGCUCCACCACCCUCAUCGAGAUGGACGGCUUCGAGGUUGACCCCGAAACCACCAAGGCCCAAUGGCGCGAGGCCAUCGGCAUGAUUCCCCGGAUGUGGACGGAAGACCCCUUCUCCCACGCCGGCGAGUUUUACAACGUCCCGCCGCGCUCGGUCAUCCCCAGCCAGUGCAGGACCCCCAUCCGCCCUAUGUGGAUGGCGUGCAGCCAGCCCACAUCCUUCGGGGAGGCGGGCGAUCUGGGAAUCGGGGUGCUGUGCUUCAACUGGGCGGGCACGAGCAACUGUUGA